AUGGCCAGUGUAUUUGCAUCAACAGAAACAGCACUAGAAGCAUUCAAAAACGGUGAUUUCCUCAUCGUGAUGGACGACGAAGACCGUGAAAACGAAGGUGACUUGAUAAUAGCAGCCGAGCUAGUCACCCAGGAGAAAAUGGCCUUCUUGGUGCGCCAUUCCUCGGGAUACGUAUGUGUGCCGUUGUCUACCCCGCGCGCUGACGAAUUGGGGUUGCAUCCCAUGUUGGCCGACCGCACAGAUAGACACGGGACAGCAUACACGGUGACUUGCGAUUAUGCCCAUGGCACAACCACGGGGAUCUCGGCGCAUGAUCGCGCUUUAACUGCUCGCUCCUUGGCUGAUGCCAAACUGAAACCUGAGGAUUUCAUUAGACCUGGCCAUGUCUUGCCGUUGAGAGCCGUGCCGGGCUUGUUGAACAAGAGAAGAGGCCAUACUGAAGCUGGGGUACAGCUAUGUGAAUUGACUGGAUUGCAGCCUGCUGCUGUCAUCUGUGAGUUGGUGAGAGACGAAGAUGGCUUAAUGAUGAGAUUGGAUGACUGUGUGAAAUUCGGUAAAGAGCACAACAUUAAACUUGUUACAAUAAAACAAUUGGUUGAACACAUCAACUCCCCUUCCAAAUAG
Messenger RNA from Lodderomyces beijingensis, 624 nucleotides. Lineage: Eukaryota; Fungi; Ascomycota; Pichiomycetes; Serinales; Debaryomycetaceae. The record is from the annotation of a GenBank genome assembly.